This is a messenger RNA of Capsicum annuum, 1235 nucleotides long. Its product is annotated as glutathione S-transferase T1. The transcript has 7 exons. The coding region runs from base 167 to 919 and encodes 250 amino acids. The record is from RefSeq and is a predicted model, not a curated record. NCBI's taxonomy places the organism in Eukaryota, Viridiplantae, Streptophyta, Magnoliopsida, Solanales, Solanaceae.
UAGACGCAAAGAAUAUUUUAGGGUGAAUUGAUAGGUGAGAAGGCUACUAUUUGAUAAUAUUUGAAACCCCACCCCCACCCCCACCCCCACCCCCUACCAAACUAAUCUCAAUCUCCAGUUGACUGCAAGAGUGUACAGUGACCUCUAAUUUGAAAGUGAAAGAGAAAUGACGCUGAAAUUAUACGUAGAUCGUAUGUCUCAAGCAUGUCGUGAAGUUAUCAUCUUCUGCAAGGUAAAUGGGAUAGACUUUGAGGAGGUUCGCAUAGAUCUCUCCAAACGCCAGCAAUUGUCUCCUGAAUAUCGAGAAAUUAACCCCAUCCAGCAAAUACCAGCUAUAGUGGAUGGAAGCUUUAAGCUUUCCGAAAGUCAUGCGAUUCUUAGAUACCUGACUUGUGCAUAUCCAGGAAUUGCGGAUCAUUGGUAUCCAGCUGACUUAUACAAAAGAGCAAAGGUUGAAUCGAUGUUGGAUUGGCAUCGUACUACUUUCCCUCGUGGUCCAGGUUCAUAUUUCUUUUAUGCUGUUUUUGCUUCUGCUGUUGGGAGGCCUUUGAAUGCAAAAGCAGCAGCAAGAACUGAGAAGAACCUUAUAGCAGCUCUUGCAAAAAUCGAGUCUGUUUGGCUCCAGAAAAAAGGACGGUUUUUGCUUGGUAGCAACCAACCGUCAAUUGCAGAUCUUAGCUUAGCGUGCGAGGUUAUGCAACUUGAGGGUCUGGAUGAGAAGGAACACGAGAGGAUAUUAGGCCCAUUCAAGAGAGUUCUGAAGUGGCUUGAUGACACGAAAAAUGCCAUGGCACCUCAUUUCGAAGAAGUACAAUCAACCGUCUCCAAAGCUAAAGAGAAGUUGCAAAAGCAAAGAAAUGCGGCAGGAAGUAAUACUACUCAGUCAGGCAGAAAACCUGUCCUGCACUCAAAGAUAUGACGAAGCAGUCGUUAGGAAACCAGACGCUGCAUUAUGCUCGCAGCACCAUGGAUGAACGUUCUAUUUGAAGCUGACCAGGAAGAGAAUUCUGGUCCGAGUUUUCCUACUAUUUUUGCUUUGGAUACUUUCCUUGGUAUUUGUAUUCAUGAAAUAAGUGCAUUAAUCUCUUCUGCACACAUUAUGUUAGUGUUCCUUGAUCUUGGGAACAGAUCUGUUAGUUCUGUACUGUAUGAAUCAUUUGAGUUUUGAAUUUCAUCUACUAAUGUAACUUCAGCUUUGUACUUCCUAAUGCAUUACUUUAUACUGUUUCCUCUUC